CUUGAAUACAAGUAACGACGAUGUGCGAUGUGAUUAUGUGUUGCAACAAUAAAAUAAAAAUGUUCUCUCUGAAUCAAAUUGCACAUGGCGGCCAUAAAACACCAUGGAAGCAGCUCUCCGUAGAAAAUAGACCAGAAACAGAUUCUUCACAACAUAAUCGUAAAACAAGGAAAAAGCAUUCUCAAACGUCGGGGCUUAUAGGAGCUUCCAGCCGAAGGCCCUCGCAGCAGCGGAAGUUACGUGGCCGACUCAUUUUCGACUGUGACUCGCUGAAUGCGCUAGUAAUCGGUGGCUCAGGAAACGUGUUUUCCUUCCAACUCGCCAAACAUCAGAAAGGUACGUUUUCUAUCCUAACAUGACCACAACCCGGGAAGACGUUCUGCUGCAGAUGGGUGAGGUACGUUACAAAAAAGGCGACGGAACGCUGUACGUCAUGAACGAACGGAUCGCCUGGAUUGCCGAGCAUCGCGAUACGGUUGCCGUUUCGCAUCGUUUUCAGGAUAUUAAAAUGCAAAAAAUUUCUCCGGAAGGAAAACCGAAAAUCCAACUACAAGUCGUCCUACACGACGGAAACAGUUCAACGUUCCACUUUGUCAACCGCAAUGGGCCCCAGGCACAGAUGGUUGACCGUGAUAAGGUGAAGGAGCUGCUACAGCAGCUGCUACCCAAUUUUAAGCGUAAGAUUGAUAAGGAGCUGGAGGAAAAGAACCGGGUCCUAACCGAGAAUCCUAUGCUGCUGCAGCUAUACAAGGAUCUCGUAAUCACACAAGUGCUACCCAGUGAUGAAUUCUGGGUGAACCAUGCAAAGCAAUAUUUGUCCAAGGAUCAAUCCCAGAAACAGGACAUCGGCGUGUCUGGGGCGUUUCUAGCUGACAUAAAGCCCCAAACGGACGGUUGCAAUGGGCUUCGAUACAAUCUCACCUCCGAUAUUAUUGAGUGCAUCUUCAAGACCUAUCCGGCUGUCAAGCGGAAACAUGCGGAGCACGUUCCUGCCAAGUUAACGGAGUCGGAGUUCUGGACCAAAUUCUUUCAGUCACACUACUUCCAUCGGGAUCGUAUAGCGGCCGGUACCAAAGACAUUUUUACCGAGUGCGGUAAGAUCGACGACCAACAACUAAAGCAAGCAGUUCAGGAUAAUCUUGGUGAUCCGCUUCUGGACAUCCGUUCUUUCGAGGAUAAUACAUUGGAAGAAGGUUUCUGCAGUGCAACCGCUAACAAGCAGACUGUUAACAGUGGCAAUAUCGUGCAUCAGAGCAUGAUCAAGCGGUUCAAUCAGCAUUCAUUUAUGGUACUCAAAACGUGCACCGAUGUAAAGACCCUGAACCAGGGCAUCGGGGCAAUUCUCAAUGCAACUCCUACGGCCGCUAGUAAUGGUGAUGCCAAUGGUAACACUAAGGAUAAAUCGAACAAUAAUAAUCAUUUGGUGAACGGGUUCAACAAAAAGGAAAAACGAGUUCACGAGAACAAUCACAUUGCCAACGGGGACAUCAAUGGUGGUCACAAUGUGGCAUCGACCGAGGAAUCUUCUGUCGAACCUGCCAUAAAACGUGCUCGAAUCCUAGAGAAAAUUCAUUACGAUGAUUUGGAAGAUGACAGCGAUUCGAGCAAACAGUCAAAGCAGUUAAACCUCACAAAAAUUGAACGCUACCUGCACGGACCGGUGCCAACCUCCAGUACUGGUGGGGUAUCAACAGGUUUUCACGAUCCGCAGUUGGAAUACGGCUUGCCCGAUCUGGAAUCGGUGAACAGCUGUAUCAUGCAGGCCACCGGUUCCUGGAAUAAUCGUACACCUCACAAAGUGCUGGUCAGUGCAGCGUCAGCCGUUAAUGCUCUCAUGGAACUAAGUCCUGGUGGAGCACUGAUGAGGGGCUUCCAGGAACAGAGCUUAGCUCAACUUGUGCCUCCCGAUAUCGAGAAGGAAAUUCGCAAUCUCUACCUGUCGCUAUUGGAACUACUGAAACACUUCUGGAAGUGUUUUCCUCCUACCACACCGCAGAUGGAGACGCAAGCAAGCCGGAUGCACGAUGCACUGCAGCGAUUUUCGAUGGCUAAACUGAAGCCGUUUGAGGACCGUGCCAUGAGAGAACUGUUGCCAUUGGGAGCGUCACUGACGCAGCAUUUAAAUCAGCUUUUACAAUCGGCUAAUCGAAAGUACGCCACCUGGCAGGAACGGCAGCGACGUUCGCACAGGUAGCACCAACCAGUAUUGUCGUCGCCUGUUGUACAUCAUCUGCCGUCAAAUCGCCAUCAGCAGCAGCACCGUUAUCAGCAUAAUCACAGCGAUCUGGUCGGUAUAUUUUCCAACGCUCGCAAGCGCUAGUAUAGCAUCACCAUCAUUAGCCGACAACAUCGCCACAGUACCAGCUCGGAAGUUGCUGAAUUUAUCGCAAUUUUCCGAAUAACUUAACCUAUCGGCGAGCUGUGUCUAUCGGUUCCGGUAGGGGUUUCGCACAUCAAUCCGAUUGUAUUUGUUCCAUGUUUUCUAUAGAAUCCGGGUGAAAACACCAGAAUCCAAUUCUGAUUGUCAUUUUAGAUAAUAAAUGAAAAUCUGUUGAACAGUCGAAUGAACUGACCCUAUUAUAGAUUGAAAACAAAUGGAAUGCCUAUCAAAGAGUGAUUGAAUCAAUUAUUUGCACACGCUAAAUCAAAUAAAUGUAAGUGAUAUUGUAAUUAGAAGGAUUGAAAUAGCUUCUGGUAAUGAUACCGUAAAGUUACCUGAUUCUGCACAUUUCACCUACCUACUCUGUAGUCUACUAAUAAUAAUAAACAACAUAACCAAAUGCAGAAUAAUGGCGCGAAUCUCUACUCCAAAACUAGACAUAUUCGCGAUAGUACCAGGAAUAUACAUUUCCAUAAUUUUUUCUAGCAGUAUAUGCGAUAGUUUUUAGAAAACAAUAACCGCCACGUACGGAGUUAGGUAGCGUUAUGGUACCCAUUAUCCGGAAUUCGUAGUCAGUGUCCUGCCUCAUUUGAAGCGACUAAAAACAAAGGAGCAACAAUAACAUGCAAACGACUGAGAAUGCCUUUCCAAAUGAAAUUCCAUGUUUACUAAAACUUCUAGCAAACCAGGAAGAGGCGAUCAAUUAUCCUCAAAUUAGCGCUAUUUCAGCUGAAACCCCGGAGGAGAACACUAAACACUAGUAACAGUAUGUAAGCAGAGGCGAGCAGCCAAAUUAAUGUAUUUGAUUUUUUUUUUUGGAAACUGUUCUCGAUUAGUUCCUAAAACGUUCCGUUUGAAUUAUUUCCUACAUAGUUUGAGAAGAAAUUUUCCUCCUACUGUUACCCAUUUUCGUUACGUUUCAUUUCAUUUGUUUCGUCGCAUAGGAAUUUAUAUAUUUUGAAUUACACGAAAAAACUGAAAAGGCUAUUGUCAAUGGCGUUAGUCUGAAACUUUAACAAUUUUAACGGAUUUCUCAGUUGCAUCUGAUGUGAUUUUUCAGUUGAAGCUUUGAAGAAAUGAUAGAAUUGAAAGCCAAUUAAGCAAAGGAUGGAUUAGAAACGAACGAUUGAUUGUAAAAAAAAGUUCGAGAAUAAUCAGCCAAGUGUUUAAAAAAUAUCACUUAGGUAUAUCGUAACUGUAUGAACAGAAAACGAAUCAAUAAUUAAAUGAGCGUAAACUCAAGAUAGCUUGUUUAUACGGAAAAAAAGCUGACACGAUACUGAAUGGAAAAAUUCUAGACCACAUAUUAAAAAUUCAACAAAUACAA
This is a messenger RNA of Topomyia yanbarensis, 3707 nucleotides long. Its product is annotated as general transcription factor IIH subunit 1-like. The transcript is spliced from 5 exons. Gene Ontology annotation, biological process: transcription by RNA polymerase II; transcription by RNA polymerase I; nucleotide-excision repair. NCBI's taxonomy places the organism in Eukaryota, Metazoa, Arthropoda, Insecta, Diptera, Culicidae. Gene Ontology annotation, cellular component: transcription factor TFIIH core complex; transcription factor TFIIH holo complex. The coding region runs from base 356 to 2194 and encodes 612 amino acids. The record is from RefSeq and is a predicted model, not a curated record.